AGGCUGACCAAGCAGGAAUUCUGGCAGCUGGUGCACCAGAGCUAUGGCUCUGAGCUGGGCCUGAACAGCGAGGAGAUGGAGAGCUUCCACUCAUCGUCUGAGGACAACGGGCAGUCUCGAUCCAGCAUUUGUGAAGAUUCUGGAGAAAGGGAUGAAAAACUGCCUAAAAUGAUUGGUUUGGUUCGGGAACCCGCACUUCAACCGGAAGGAGAGUCACUUAAUAGACACGCGUUGCCAGGAGUGGAGGAGUCCCCAAGUGAGAAGCAGGUAAAGAAGAGCCCUCUUCCAUCUUCAGAAAGAAAACCUGUUAAGCUGGUCAGGAGCAGGUCUUUAGAAAAGUCCUUGGAUCUGAAUGAGAAUGAAAAUCUUCCAGAGAAAAGCAGUGCCUCGGACAGUGAAGAAGCAGUGAAGGAGACUGUAUCUGAGAAUGAUCUCUAUGGGAGGCUUUUUAUAAACAGAGUUUUCCAUAUCACUGCAGACAAGAUGUUUGAAAUACUUUUCACCAAUUCUCACUUCAUGCAGAGGUUUCUCAAUUCCAGGAGUAUAGUAGAUGCCGUAUCAACCCCUUGGAAUAGAGAUUCCAGUGGCAAUCAGUUGAGGACUUUGACGUACACUGUAACAAUUAACAAUCCACUUUGUGGGAAGUUCACAACUGCAACUGAAAAACAGAUCCUGCAUAAGCAAAGCCAGAAAGGUCAGUCUUACCAGGUGGAUGCGGAGGUGCUGACCCAUGAUGUCCCCUACCAUGAUUAUUUCUACACUGUGAAUAGAUACUGCAUCAGCCGCACAUCCAGUCACAAGUGUCGAUUACGGGUUUCUGCAGAAGUGAAGUACAAAAAACAGCCUUGGGGCCUUGUCAAGUCUGUAAUUGAGAAGAAUACCUGGGGAGGCAUACAGGAAAACUUCAAACAACUUGAAUCAGAUCUCCUAAUGGAGGAGUAUGCAAUUAAUCAGUCCAUAGAAGACACUGGAAAAUUAGUUGCUCUGAGACGAAGACGACGCACUUUACACAGGAGUCUGGCAGAAUCACUUCCCAAACGCUAGGGAGCGGAGUCCCAGGGCAGCAUAAUGGGAAGGAAAAGAGAUGCUGUAGGUAGGACCACCACCAUCAUUGUAGUAAUGAGUGUCUUCCUGCUGCUCUUGGUCUUGCUGAAUGUAACACUGUUUCUCAAACUAUCCAAGAUAGAGCAUGCAGCUCAGUCCCUCUAUCAUGUCCAGCUUCAGGAAGAAAGCUCUUUGAACAUAUCCCCAGAAAUGGUAUCAAAAGAGGAAAUCCCUCAAUAUGACAAGGAACAGGUUAAACACAUGAAGGGAGUUUUAAGAGAGUCAAUUGAAAUGCUUGAGCAGUUAAAGAUCUCCCUUUCCAUGCUCCAAAGAAGCUUUGACCACUUGAACAGGACACAGAGUGGCAAGACUGAGAGUUAA
Molecule: messenger RNA, 1425 nt
Organism: Nestor notabilis (Kea)
Lineage: Eukaryota; Metazoa; Chordata; Aves; Psittaciformes; Psittacidae
Gene: GRAMD1C
Product: GRAM domain containing 1C
Exons: 12
Biological process (GO): intracellular sterol transport
Cellular component (GO): endoplasmic reticulum-plasma membrane contact site; endoplasmic reticulum membrane; plasma membrane
Molecular function (GO): sterol transfer activity; sterol binding
Source: RefSeq, a predicted model, not a curated record